AUGCAACACAAUAUGUUUCGACGUGGUUUACAGAACGGAGGCGGUAGUUUCGGAGGCUUUAAUGGCGGGUUUAAUAAUUUUGGUGGACCUGGUGGUUUCCGUGGUAGUCAGGGUAACUUUGGUGGACCUGGUGGAUUUCAUGGUGGCCAGGGUAACUUUGGUGCACCUGGUGGAUUCCAUGGUGGUCAAGGUAACUUUAAUGGCUUCCGUGGUAACCAAGGUAACUUUGGCGGACCCCGUGGGUUUCAUGGUAGUCAAGGUAACUUUGGAGGACCUCAAGGCUUCAACGGUGGACCAGGUGGUUUCGUUGAACCUGGCAGAUUUCAUCGUGGACGAAAUGGAUCUAGAGUCUUUAACGGCGGACAAGGUGGUUUCGAGGAACCUGGCAAACAUCAUAAUGGACAAAAUGAACCAGGUGAUAUUGAGAUACCUGUCAAACUUCAUAAUGGACAAAAUGGACAUGGAGGCUUUAACGGUGGACCAGGUGAUUUCGAGGAACCCGCCAGAUUUCAUCGUAGACGACAUGGUCCUGCAGACCUUAACGGCAAACCAGGUGGUUUUGAGGAACCUGCCAGACAUCAUAAUGGACAAAAUGGGGCUGCAGCGUUUGGCGGUAGACAAGGUAAACCUGGUAAUGGACGAAAUGGACAUGCAGGUUCUAACGGCGGACAAGGUAGUUUUGAGGAACCUGCCAGACAUCAUCAUGGACAAAAUGGUGCUGCAGCGCUCGGUGGUAGACAAGGUAAACCUGGCAACGGACAAAAUGGGUCUGCCGGUGGACAAGGUAGACAACAUCGAGCUGGUGGUAAACGAAAUCAACCUGGUGAUUUUGGUGAUUUUGUUGGUAAUCAAAUGGGUGCUUUUUAA
Adineta steineri is the source of this 867-nucleotide messenger RNA. Lineage: Eukaryota; Metazoa; Rotifera; Eurotatoria; Adinetida; Adinetidae. The record is from the annotation of a GenBank genome assembly.